CAGAACGUGCAUAAAUGUGUAUCAUGGAUCUACGUGGCUAGAACUGUUUCGGAAAGCGCAGGUCAAACGAGGCAAACAAUAGGAGUUUAAUAGAUCAGUCAAAUCGGAUGUCCCCACCGAGCCUCUCCUCCUUUGAACUUCUGACAUCCUGAAUACAAAUACAGUACUUCAAACUCCUUCGUCUGAGUGUUACUGCCAACUAUGUACGACGAUUUCGAGUGUCUGAGCUGUACAGAUACGUUCUACUAUGAAGAUGAAUGGGAAGAGCAUAUGUAUGACUACCGCCACUGGCCUGAAUGUGAAACCUGCCCCAAGACCUUCCGCACCUGGCGUGCUUGCAACCAGCACAUGGAUAACACAGGUCACCGGGCACCCCGCUUCGAUUGCGAGACUUGCUAUCGUGACUUUAGCUCCCAGAAUGCUGCCAAUCAGCAUAUGACGGCCGCGGGACACUGGGCCCCAAGAAUUCCCUGUGAGACUUGCAACCUAGUUUUCCAUACAGAGAAGGGUGCAAAUCAACAUAUGAAGAGCGAAGCCCACUACAAGAAUUACUGCAAGAAUUGCGAUAUACGGUUUGGGACUGAAAACGCCCUGCGGAUGCACCUUAACUCCAAGGUUCACCGCGGACGGAAUAUCUCGUGCCCAUUCUGUAAGGAUGGCCAUACAGCUGCUAGCGGCCUUGCCCAUCACCUCGAACGAGGCUCUUGCCCGAACGCCCCCACACUGAACCGAGAUACUAUUCUCCGCAUCCUUCGCGAGCGUGACCCAAAUGGACUCAUCACGAACCGGCAUAUUAAGUGGCACAAGGAAGACGCUUGUCAAUACUCGGCAACGGAGUAUGCAUUUAAUGGCAACGGGUGGGAAUGUUAUCUCUGUCAUCGGGAGUUUCGCACCGCAACAUCCCUCAACCAACAUCUCAACUCUAUGGCUCACAAGCAAAAGGUGUAUCAUUGCCCGAACUUAAAGGGCAGGUGUGCAAAGCAGUUCACUACCCUGGCUGCACUAUUCAAUCACCUCGAGAGCGAAUCAUGCUCCUUCAUGCGUUUCGAAAAGGUACAGCAGCAGGCCGGCAACAUUCUUCAGGGACGAAGGGCCAUUACCUUUGGAUGAUGGCCGAAGCUCUGCAGUCUAUUCGCGACAUGACAUACUAUACCGUCCUUGAGACCAAUUCGCGGUAGUAAUUUGUUCAAUGUGGGUCGCAGGAGGCACUGGUUCUUCCAAGCUUCGUGUGCUUUAUGUCCGCGGAGCUAGACGGCCGCGGAGUUCUAUUUCUUGUAUUCAUCGAACAAUACCUAAGUAUGGAAUUGUGCUCAAAUCCAGUAUUUCUAGUAUUUCAUUUUAGAUAUCUUACCCCAGUCUACAAUCCAACCUCGGCACAUGCCAUCUUCCG
Molecule: messenger RNA, 1390 nt
Organism: Aspergillus alliaceus
Lineage: Eukaryota; Fungi; Ascomycota; Eurotiomycetes; Eurotiales; Aspergillaceae
Product: C2H2-type zinc finger protein
Exons: 2
Coding region: 202-1110 (302 amino acids)
Biological process (GO): regulation of transcription by RNA polymerase II
Cellular component (GO): nucleus
Molecular function (GO): RNA polymerase II transcription regulatory region sequence-specific DNA binding; DNA-binding transcription factor activity, RNA polymerase II-specific
Source: RefSeq, a predicted model, not a curated record